UGGCCCCUCUCUCAAUAUAAACACCGCCGGGAGUUUCCGAAAAAUCACAUUCAGCCGUCAAGACUGAACAAUGGUUAACAUGAGCUAUCACCAAUUUUUACUAAAAUAUCCACAUUCGAUUUCAAGACAGUUGAGACGGCGAGCGAAUAAAAGAAAAAGGAAUUGUUGGGACAAGCUAUCUCCAACAAAUUGGCAGACCUGAUUAAGAGACUUGCUUUAGGUCCAGUGUGAACAGUGUGGCCGAGUAUCUGUGUGUUGCGACUGAUUGGCGAGAUGACUGCCGAGUGGCUACACCUGCCCCCGCCGUACCCCCCUGGCGUGGGGCCGCUGUGUGGUGCAGAGUUGGAGGCGUGGUAUGAGGACUUGCAGGAUAUUCUUGGCUCCGACACGGGAGGGGCAAAAGUGGCACGUGCCCCUACAUGCACCGAGAAGGAGCCAGAGUUUCUGGAUGUUCUGGAGAGCUGUUCUCUGACAUGGCUGACAGACGGCAGCCAGAUGUGGGGUGAAAGUGUUCAGAGGGCAACAGAGGAGGGCCACAGCAUCCAACCUGUGCAUCACACCUCAUCGUCAUCCUCUUCUUCCUCCUGCAGUCCAGCUGUUGCAGAGGAGUGGCAGGCAGAGGCUGAAAGUGGGAGAAGUGGAAGCAGCACAGCAGGAGGUGGAAGUGACCUGCUGCCUCCAGAGUUCUUUGAGUUGCUGAGUGAAGGAGGAGCAGGAAUGGUGGAUGCGAGUGGAGCUGUGAUAAACGGUGGAUAUUACUAUCACCACCAUCAACACCACCAGCUUAAUCAUGACCAGCCUCCGUCUCCUUCAGCCAGCGAGGAAGAACUUCCCUGUGUCCCAGAUUCUCCAUCCUGCUCUUCCUCAGCCUCCCAGUCGCCAUCUCAGAAUUGUUCCUCUCCCUCUUCACCUGUUUCCUCCCCCUCUGUCUAUCCAACUUCCCGCUUAGGGAAACGCAAGAGGACCACAAGUGAGAGGGCCAACGGUGCCUUGUCCUCCUUCGCCUCCUCCACACAGCGCACGUCCUCAUCCUAUUCGUCUGCCAAAAAGAGUCGGAAAGAAAGAGAGCAAGAGAACGAGAGGAAGGUACAGGAGCUGACGGAGCAGAAUGAGCGUUUGAAAGCAGAAAUUGACAGGCUGGGAGAGGAGGUAAAGAGGACGCGUAGAGCCCUGAUAGAGAGACUAGUCAACACCAGGAAAUGAGAGUAAAGGCAGGAAUAAAGGUGACAGAUUACUUAGAAUUGGCUUAAGCUGAGGUGAGAAAUGUAUAAUAUGAUGAUCACGAAAUGCCUCUUAGAUAGAAAUGAAGCAAAUGAAAACCAAAGACAUAUUUUUAAGUAAAAAGGCUUUUUUUGGGGAAAGACAGAAUGAAAGACAGUCAAAAGCAAAGCGAUGGAAGUUAGGAUGAGAAAAGAAAGGAAAGAGAAGGGGCCGCAACAGCACUGCGGCAAAUGAAAAGACUCAGCAUGUAGAAGCCAAGAACAGACAGCUCUAAGUGCAAAUCAUACUGUGGUUGUGUUGAUUGUUAUGUCAUUGCAAAAGGAUGAAGUGAAAUAACAUUAAGAACGUUUGAUUUGUAUGUAGGACAGAAGGAAGUUCAAUCAAUGAGUGCAUUUCAGCAUCAUGUUAUCACUUUGCAAUAAAUUGUAACUACUAAUUUAAAGGGCUACAAUCUGGCUUGCAGAGAUUAUUUGCCCCGAUUUUGUGUUGAGUUUAGGAGCUCAGGUAAAGUUUGAAAGUGCCCAGUGUGAGUAUGAGAGAAUGAUCCUGUUUUGGUAGAUAAAUCAUUCCCUUUCCUACUUCUUUUUUUUUUAAAUAACCUACGGCUUGUGUGUGUAUGUGUAUCACAAUAAAACAAAUAGAACGGCUAUACUUAAUAAGCUGACCUUUUUCUAACAAUGCAGGAAUUUGUGGUAGAAUUAUUACACAUUCUGCCCAGCUUUACUAUUUUUAUAUAAUGCUGUAAAAUAUACAAUUGUACUGUAAUGGCUUGUACUGUAAUUUGCCACCAUAUCAGCUUUUAUUUUCUCCUUGUCGUCAAAUUAUUAAUUGUGUAAAAAAUAUGCAUGGCUUUUAUUAUUGAUGGCAUCAAAUACAUGUAUUUUACCAUAACAUUUAUUUUAUCCUUCAUUGUAUUCCCAAAUUUGCAAUAAAAGAAAAAUAUGGAAA
Molecule: messenger RNA, 2169 nt
Organism: Betta splendens (Siamese fighting fish)
Lineage: Eukaryota; Metazoa; Chordata; Actinopteri; Anabantiformes; Osphronemidae
Gene: ddit3
Product: DNA-damage-inducible transcript 3
Exons: 4
Coding region: 274-1203 (309 amino acids)
Biological process (GO): ER overload response; intrinsic apoptotic signaling pathway in response to endoplasmic reticulum stress; negative regulation of transcription by RNA polymerase II
Cellular component (GO): CHOP-C/EBP complex; CHOP-ATF3 complex; cytoplasm
Molecular function (GO): protein heterodimerization activity; DNA-binding transcription activator activity, RNA polymerase II-specific; RNA polymerase II cis-regulatory region sequence-specific DNA binding
Source: RefSeq, a predicted model, not a curated record